AUGGCUUCUAACGUCAUAGACGCUGGGUUCGUUAUACACUUUCUUUCGGUGGAGAACCCCACCGGGUCCCCACAUUGGCCAUCUGCCAAAAAGACCUUCCCGAACGCCGGAAUAUUUUCCUUUUCCAAAGUUCAUAAAGAGGCUGGAUGCAUCUGUGUGUUCGCCAUGAAAACUACCUUGCUCACAACGCUCUCCCUUGUUGGAACGGCGCUCAGCACUGCACCGUCUCUGGCUGAGAACGCACCGGCUCUCAUCGCUCGACAAAAUGCUGCCGAUCCCGACAGCUGCAAGGGAUACGUAGCUAAAAAUGUCAAGACCAACAGCAAUGGCUUGACCGCUGACCUCACUCUGGCUGCCAACUGCGGAAUAUACGGCACUGACAUUCAAAGUCUCAAGUUGGAAGUCACCUAUGAGGACAAGGAUCGUGUUCAUGUCAAGAUCGGAGACAAGGCAGGCAAGCGAUACGAAGUCCCUGAAGAAGUGUUCCCUCGUUCGAAGUCCAAGGUCACGGCCUCGUCGGCUAACCUGGUCUUCAAGUACGUCGAAUCCCCCUUUUCAUUCAGCGUGAGCAGGAAAAACACUGGAGAGGUGCUCUUCGACACCAAGGGCAGCGCACUCGUAUUUGAGGAACAAUACCUUCGCCUCAAGACCGCCGUGCCCAAUGAUGCGAACAUCUAUGGUCUUGGCGAACACACAAAUACCUUCCGGCUUGAUCCUACCAAUACCACUCGCACCCUGUGGAACCGUGAUGCUUACGGUAUUUCCCCAGGAACUAACUUGUACGGAGCUCAUCCAAUUUAUUUCGAGCAUCGUUCGACCGGAACCCACGCUGUCUUGUUACUCAACAGCAAUGGAAUGGACGUCAAGCUCCGCCAGGGUAGCUUGGAAUACAACACUAUCGGAGGUAUCUUGGACCUGUACUUUAUCGGAGGCAACGAGGGCAAGUCUUCCCCAGCCGAUGUGAGCCGUGGUUAUGCCAAGUUGGCUGGUUUGCCGGCUGCUGUUCCUUACUGGGGUCUUGGUUUCCAUCAAUGCCGAUACGGAUACAAGGACUUUGUCGAUGUAGCCAGUGUUAUUACCAAUUAUUCUGCAGCUGGAAUUCCUCUCGAAACCAUGUGGACCGAUAUCGAUUACAUGUACAAGCGCUGGGUGUUCACUAAUGACCCAGAAUAUUUCCCUACCGCAAAGAUGAGAGACAUCGUAAACUACUUGCACAAGCACGAUCAACAAUACAUCGUCAUGGUUGACCCCGCAGUUGCCUACCAGCCUGACAAGGGAUACAAGGCAUUCGAUCGAGGUGUCAAGGACGACAUUUUCUUGAAGGAACUCAAUGGGAGCUUGCACAAGGGCGUCGUCUGGCCCGGUGUGACUGUAUACCCCGAUUGGUUCCACCCCAAGGUCGAUUCGUACUGGACCAACGAGUUCAAGGAGUACUUCAGCCCACAGACCGGUAUUGAUAUUGAUGGAGUCUGGAUCGAUAUGAAUGAGCCUGCUUCAUUCUGCAACUACCCGUGCGACAAUCCCGAUGAGCAAGCCGUCGGAAACCCCCCUCCCCGUCUGACCGGCCCUCCUGAUCCCAACACUCCAAUUUUCCAGAACGCCACCAAGCGCUCUUUCGAAACUCGUCAGUCAACCGGAAUCAACUACAACGAGCCUCCUUACAAGAUUGGUAACGCCCUACCUUAUCUCGGUGACCGCACUGCGCACAUGGACCUCAAGCACGCCAACGGCCUCAUGGAGUAUGACACCCACAACUUGUACGGCACAAUGAUGUCUUCCAAGACACGCGAUGCAAUGCUGGCACGUCGUCCGGGCCUAAAGCCGCUCAUCAUCACUCGUUCGACUUUUGCCGGUGCAGGUGCAAAGGUUGGCAAAUGGCUUGGUGACAACUUGAGCGAAUGGGGACAGUACCGCUUCUCGAUCGCUGGUAUGCUUGCUAUGACUGGUAUUUACCAAGUUCCUAUGGUCGGAAGCGAUGUUUGCGGAUUUGGAGGGAAUACUACGGAGACUCUUUGCGCCCGCUGGGCCAUGUUGGGAGCGUUCCAGCCCUUCUAUCGUAACCACAACGGAGAUACCUCUAUUAGCCAAGAGUUCUACCUGUGGCCUUCCGUCGCUCAGGCCGCCAGGAAUGCCAUUUCUAUCCGCUACCAACUCUUGGACUACCUCUACACCGCCAUGCAGCAAGCACACGAAGACGGCUCCCCAGUUCUCAACAGCUUGUGGUUCAAGUAUCCCCAGGAUGCCAACACAUAUGCGAUCGAUCUCCAGUUCUUCUACGGCGACUCCAUUCUCGUUUCUCCAGUCACCGAAGAGAACUCCACCUCGGUCGACAUCUACCUUCCCGAGGACAUAUUCUACGACUUCCUGACAUACCAGCCCGUGCAGGGUAACGGUGCGAAGGUGUCACUGACGAACGUCAACUUUACGUCAAUCCCAGUACACAUCAAGGGAGGGUCUGUGCUGCCACUUCGUGCGAGCAGCGCGAUGACGACCAAGGCGCUCCGGGAGAAGGACUUCAACAUCGUCGUAGCUCCUGGUACCGAUGGCAAAGCUACCGGACAGCUGUACCUGGAUGACGGUGUCUCGCUGGACCCGAAGGCGUCUACGCAUCUUGAAAUGAACUACUCGAACAAGCAAUUGACAGUCAAGGGCAGCACUGGCUACAAGACCAACUCCAAAGUUGGGACCGUCACGUUCUUGGGCGUUAACGAGUCCCCCAAGGCAGUCUAUCUCAAUUCGAACAAGGCUGACCCCUCCAGCUGGAAGUACGACUCGAAUGCAAAAACUGUGAGCUUGACUGUUGGAAAGGCGUUAGGUGGUUUCACCGCUCGUCUGGCUUAA
This is a messenger RNA of Rhizoctonia solani, 2841 nucleotides long. RefSeq names its product glycoside hydrolase family 31 protein. The record is from RefSeq and is a predicted model, not a curated record. Bases 1 to 2841 code for a protein of 946 amino acids. Gene Ontology annotation, biological process: carbohydrate metabolic process. The transcript has 12 exons. Gene Ontology annotation, molecular function: hydrolase activity, hydrolyzing O-glycosyl compounds; carbohydrate binding. Lineage: Eukaryota; Fungi; Basidiomycota; Agaricomycetes; Cantharellales; Ceratobasidiaceae.